Parnassius apollo (apollo) is the source of this 1146-nucleotide messenger RNA. NCBI's taxonomy places the organism in Eukaryota, Metazoa, Arthropoda, Insecta, Lepidoptera, Papilionidae. The record is from the annotation of a GenBank genome assembly.
AUGCUUAAAUGGCAACGCACGCAAAAAAUUAUGGCGCUUGUACCUCCCGCAAAAGCACCCUCCGAUGACAGCAGCACAUCUGAAGAUGAAGUUAUAAUCAAUAAUUACACAAAACCGAAAAAACAACAAUCAUCUGACUCAGAACACAACUACGAAUCAUCUGAACCACGUUCUUAUCCCUCUGAAAUUGAUGACUUAAGCUUAGAUUCACAUUCCGAAGAUGAGAUUCCUGCGACGCCAUCACCUAGGCCACUACAGCUACAAAAUGAAAGCAAGUCAUACUUACCCAAUUCCAAAGAAAAUUCUCGUCCGACGACGCCUCCAUCGCCAACUCCGCCUCAACAAAAUGAUUGCAACAUACCUGAAGUACCAUGUUCUGAAGUCCAAACUCCGAUUUCGUCUGCGUCGAUGCCACAAGAUAUAAUGAAUGAUUCCAUACUCCACAUACCAACAAUUCCCUUGUCUCCUUUAAUUAACCAAAUGUUUUCACCAGGCCCGUCAAAUCAGCCGCUCCCAUUCACACUGAAUUCGGUCUCAUCAGUAUUAUCACCUAACAUGUCUCCAGCAGCACCUAAUACACGUUCAAAGCGACGACAGAACACAAAACCUAAACACCCAGCGGCAAAAAAAGUAAAGAAGUUUGUAAGAAAACCUCUAUCAUUCAAAUUCAGAGCAGGAAAACUACAGUACCUUGCAACUGGACGUUCUUUUCGAUCUUUAGCAUUUUCGUUUAGAGUGUCAAAUAGUGCCGUUGGAAUAAUUGUCAGAGAGACUUGCAAGGCUAUAUUUGAUAGUCUAGUAUCGCAUCAUAUGCCUAUGCCAACCGACGAAAUGAUCCACCAAAAUGCUGAAUUAUAUUGGUCAAAGUGGGGAUUUCCUAAUUGUAUUGGUUCGUUGUACGAAUGUUUAAUCGACGACGAUGGCGACGAUCAACUUAUCUCUCAAGCAUAUGAUCAGCUCAUUUCCCAAGCAUUUGUAGAAAAUAAUGAAACUGAUACUUCAGUUUUAACCCAUAAUGAAGACUCUGCCAGCCAUUUAAUCACGCUUGAUGAUUUGCUUGGGCGUUGUUCUACUUCUGCAAAAACAUUAAAAGAACUUGCUUUGGACGCUUUAGGCGAAGCUGAUAGGAAAAAAAAACUACGAUAA